CACAAACCCACUCCAAGCAAUAGCUCUUCCACCUCUCCUAGCUUAUUCAGCACCCUUGUUCUAACCUUUGGACAACCUUUCACCUUUCACUCAAGUGGUUGCAAUGGAUAUCGACCAGAUCGACAUCGCCGGCCUGUGCGCAUCGUCGCUGUACCCUGGCUCCACCUAUAUGGAGUACACCCGCAUUAUGGACUUCGCCAAGGCAAAUCCUCAUCGUGCUAGGGAACUGCCGGACUCUGCAUUUAGCGUGCUCUUCAUCCAUUGCCGCGUCGAGGAUGAAAACGAGAGUCCCUCGUUGCAGUUCAAGUAUCCUCGCGAGUGGCUUCUCAACUUGCAGUUUCUCAUUGACCAUGGCAAGCUGAACCUAGUAUCCGAAGUUCGUGUCAUCAUGCCUAGGUACAAUUUGAAGGACGUUGCUACUGAUAUUGGCAGGCCACUUCCAAACGUGCGCUCGAUCCUCUAUCUCGGAAAAGGCAUUUUCACUGCAGAGGAAGCCGUCAAGCUCAUCAAGCGCCUUUUCCCCCAGGUGAACGAUCUGAAGUAUCACCUGCACACUGCAUUGCGUUUCAGCUGGGCGUGUGUGGAACAGCUGGAGCAUCUCCAGCUUCACAAUCCUAUCCCAACAACCAUCACCAAAUUCCCUGAGCAUGUCGUCUCGCUCUCUAUCAACGCCGAUUAUGUUCGCGGACGUCCUGACCUGCCUCCCGUUGCUACCGACUGCCUCAGAGUGCUCUACCUUCUAAACAGCACUGACGACGGCUGUUUUGACUGCCUUGAGGAACUGUCGUUGCAGUUCACCAGGAGGGCUGACAAUCCUGUGGCAUUCCCCGGCGACAACAUCCGUGCGUGUGGCAUCGCUAGUAUGGAGAUAGUGGACAAGCCAUCCGAGUUCGGCAGCAUCAACCAACACACACUGGAGACUGUGAAGAGUCUGACAGUCGGUCAUCCUCCAGGCAAGGUAGCUGACAAUAGCUACUCAUCGUCUUCUAUUGAACGUCUAUUCAUGCUGCCGGCCAAUAUCGAGAAAGCCAGAUUCACUUGCAUCAGAUGGCCGUUGCCUAUGAACAUCGCAUGGAUCAAUCUGCGCGACCUGUCGUUCUCUGCUAACAUUGCCACCAAGAGUAUCCUCGCCAAUCUGAUCGUGCAGCUUCCGGUGCUACAGCUACUCAACAUUAACUGUGUGACAAUGGUGACGGAUAACGUUGACAAGACAGUGUUCUCAGACGAGGUAUCCCGGAUCACCAAGUUCGGCCAGAUUCUUGAUCCCCUUGACGACUCGUCUAUCAGCGACAGUGUCGAGGAGUUCGAAAUCAUGGUCCAAGAAAUAUUCGACAUCGAGGGGUUUUGCGAGGCUGAUCUCUCGAUUAAGGUCCACCCUCAUUGGGUCCAAGACGUGACGCGCACCAUCGACAUCUCCGCCUACCCUCAAGUGCUUUGAUUUCCUUUUACUUCUCGUUUGUGCAUAUUUUAACCCUCAGAGCUCUGGUCUCAGGUGGCUGAGGUGUGUUGUCAGAGAAUAACACCGCUG
This is a messenger RNA of Linderina pennispora, 1528 nucleotides long. RefSeq lists its product as uncharacterized. Lineage: Eukaryota; Fungi; Kickxellomycota; Kickxellomycetes; Kickxellales; Kickxellaceae. Bases 104 to 1438 code for a protein of 444 amino acids. The record is from RefSeq and is a predicted model, not a curated record. The transcript has 9 exons.